AUGGCAAGCAUCAUUGCGACCGCAGCUACGCCAGUCGGUGCCGCGGCUGAGAUCCAGCCCGUGUCGAACUUUAUUCAGCACGACGAAGAAAAGGCUCGUCGGGCUGCUGCAAAUGGGGAGCAUGGAACAAGUAAUGACAGCCCAUCUACCAUUUCUGACAACGUUUACGCCGUGCAACGAUGGAACUCACCCCCGAUUAACACGUAUCGAACCGCUGCAACGUUCUGGUCGUUUGUCGUGGUAGGAAUGAACGAUGGCUCUUAUGGUGUUGCCCUGUUUGUUCUCGUAGGCAUGGGCAAUGGAUUAGCAGACGCUGCUUGGUGUUCCUUCAUAGGGCAAAUGGCGAACUCGCAUGAAAUGUCCGGCAUUUUGCAAGCCUGCUACGCUCUUGGAGCAACCAUAGCUCCCCUGAUAGCUACUGCUCUCUCUGCGGAAGGUCAACCAGGCUGGUUUGCGUUCUACUACGUCAUGGCUGCGGCCUCGGUGGUUGAGUUUGUCACUCUCACUGCUACAUUCUGGACUCAGACAGGCGCUGUAUACUUGUCCGAGAACCCGACCGAGUCUGGAGGCAAGUCAGGCCGGACCCGCCAAGCUUUGAAGAAUAAACUAUCGUGGAUCUUCGCAUUCUUUGUCUUCGGGUACUGCGGUGCUGAAGUUGCACUCGGCGGAUGGAUAGUUGUCUUCAUGACUCGCAUUCGCGGCGCCACCUCGGUCACUGGCGGAGCAGUAGCAACCGGCUUCUGGGGCGGCAUGACGGCUGGCCGUCUCUUUUUGUCUUUGGUAACGAUUCGCCUUGGAGAAUUCUGGGCCAUGUUUCUUUAUCUCGGUGUGACUAUUGUGCUAGAACUCAUCUUCUGGCUGGUGCCCAAUCUUGUCGUGAGCGCAGUGGCAGCAGCACUAAUUGGUGUGGCCAUGGGCCCAAUGUAUCCGGUGGCAGUGGUUCUCAUCACCAAAGUUAUGCCUCGCUCGCUUCAUGUCGGCACCAUUGGGUUCGCCGCCGCUUUUGGUGGAUCAGGAGGAGCUAUCUUGCCAUUUGCGGUUGGAGCUAUAGCACAGGCAAAAGGUGUGCAAACUCUUCAGCCAAUUGUGCUUGCCAUCUGUGUCGUUCUCGGCCUUUUGUGGAUAUUACUUCCUCGACAGCCAAGACAAAACAAGGACACAAGCGGAGAAGAGAGUUCGGGCCCUGCGGGCGACAACUAG
Colletotrichum abscissum is the source of this 1200-nucleotide messenger RNA. RefSeq lists its product as uncharacterized. The transcript has 4 exons. Gene Ontology annotation, cellular component: membrane. NCBI's taxonomy places the organism in Eukaryota, Fungi, Ascomycota, Sordariomycetes, Glomerellales, Glomerellaceae. Gene Ontology annotation, molecular function: transmembrane transporter activity. The record is from RefSeq and is a predicted model, not a curated record. Gene Ontology annotation, biological process: transmembrane transport. Bases 1 to 1200 code for a protein of 399 amino acids.